Molecule: messenger RNA, 5770 nt
Organism: Hippocampus zosterae (dwarf seahorse)
Lineage: Eukaryota; Metazoa; Chordata; Actinopteri; Syngnathiformes; Syngnathidae
Gene: scml2
Product: Scm polycomb group protein like 2
Exons: 14
Coding region: 177-2219 (680 amino acids)
Biological process (GO): regulation of DNA-templated transcription
Cellular component (GO): nucleus
Molecular function (GO): protein binding
Source: RefSeq, a predicted model, not a curated record
GGGCGCGCGCGUGUGGUGGUGGCGGCGACGACGGACAUGCGCGGAGCUGCAGCGAACAUGGCGGCCGCCUGCAUCUGACAGAAAGUGAGGGCUUCACCAUCAAAAUAAGCGCUUUCUACGCUCGUUAAGAGCCUGUUUGACUUCCUCUGCUGCUGCGGGCUAACAUCUUGGUCAUCAUGGGCCGAACACCACACAAAGAUCAGAAAGAGGAGAAGAAGGAGAGGCCGAGCAUCGGCGCAGGCUCUGCGCUCGACAAAUCUAAUGAGCCAUUUAGUUGGGAAGACUACCUGAGAGAGACCUCAUCUAUUGCAGCUUCACCUACUUGCUUCAAACAGUCCAGAAUCCCCCCCUCCAAUGACUUCAAGGCUGGCAUGAAGCUUGAGGCUCGCGACCCGCGCAACUCCAACUCGGUUUGCAUCGCCACUGUGAUGGGCAUGAUGGGUACUCGACUACGCCUGCGUCUGGAUGGGAGCGACAACACCAAUGACUUCUGGAGACUGGUCGACUCGUCUGACAUUCAACCGAUAGGCACCUGUGAGAGGAAUGGUGACAUGCUGCAGCCCCCGCUGGGUUUUCGAAUGAACGCCUCCUCGUGGCCAAUGUUCCUCCUCCGAACACUGAGUGGAGCAGAGAUGGCACCAGCCUCUGCUUUUAAGAAGGAACCUGUUAGCCCCAUUAAAAACUACUUCAAGCCUGGUAUGAAGCUGGAAGCCCUGGACAGGAAGAACCCUUACCUAAUUUGUCCAGCCACCGUGGGUGAGGUCAAAGGUCAGGAGAUCUUCGUCAUGUUUGAUGGCUGGCGAGGUGCCUUUGACUAUUGGUGCCCCUUCGACUCCAGAGACAUCUUCCCAGUCGGUUGGUGUGUGCUGACGAAGCACAGUUUACAGCCGCCUGGAAACUUCUUCACCCUUCCAGGUGCUCUCCUUGCCCCCGUUUCAUCCUCCUCCGCCUCCCUCACAACACGCCGCUCCACUUCCAACUCGUCCUCAUCCACGAUGCAGACCUCAUACCGACUACCCAACCCUUUGCCUCCCCUGCCCGUUCGCAAGGGUGUCAGAGGUCGCCGUCCCAAGUCGCAGACUAUUGCUUUGUUGAAGGCCGCGGCUGAGGCUGCAGCAGCUGCAGCGGUCAAUGGAGCAUCACAGAGCCCUGUCAGGGCCACUCAAUUGGCCCCCAGACCUCAUAGGAAGAGAGGGCCCAAGCCUGGGAGUAAGAGAAAGCCUCGGGUGGUACAGUCACUGGGCUCAUCGUCCAAUCCAGCGUCUCCGCCGGAGACCAGGCUGAGCACAAGCCAUGUCUCAGUAGACAACCACCAUAACAAUUCAAAUGUAGUCUGCACAGUGUGCGUUUAUGUGAACAAACACGGUGACUAUGGCCCCCAUCUUGACCGUAAACUGGUGCAGCAGCUCCCAGACCACUUUGGGCCAGCUCCAGUCAACGCAGUGUUACAGCAAGCCGUCCAGGCCUGUGUGGACUGUACGUACCAACCCUCUGUGCUGCUAUCCUUCCUGCAGAGCCAGUCCCACACAGGAGGAGAGGUCAUUCGAGUGCGCUCCGAGCAUGGUAUCCGUUAUGUCAAGCUCCCGUCUGUCUCCAGUGCGUCCACAGUACUGAGGUUCUUGGAGAACCUAUGUCAGCAUCUGGAGAGUGUCAGCCUGUUCAGCUCACAGCCGUUCAGCCCCUUCAGUAAAAACACACACUUCUUUGACAGGACAAAGUCAGAACCACUACCUCACACAGAAAACAGUCCAUCUAACAACGAUUCAUCAAAAGAUUCUGGACCUAACGCACGAGCCCCUCACAUAGCGGUAGACUAUCGGGCGACAAAGAGGGAACGGCCAUAUUACGCCACACACUCACACACGCCUCCUCCUCUAAGGAGAGUCAGCUCCAACCCAAGUGAACUCGGACAAGUGCCCACACAAAGACGCGUGGAAGCAGCUAGUUCAACAACAGGCCCAGAGCACGCGACACAAGACAAAGAGAGUUCAGGGAACGAUGCGUCUUCCUGGUCAGUGGAUGACGUGAUCCGGUUUGUCCAAGAUGCUGACCCACACACCCUUGGUCCACACGUGGAGCUGUUUCGGAAGCACGAAAUUGAUGGCAAGGCUCUGAUGCUGCUGCGCAGUGACGUCAUUAUGAAGUACAUGGGACUCAAGCUGGGACCCGCGCUCAAACUUUGUCAUCACAUCGAGAAGCUGAAACAGACCAAACAAUGAAAGGACCGAUAUGCUCUCUUCUCACAAGCAAAAACACAAGUAUCCAUCCAGGAGGGGAAGCACUGACGGAAACCAUCAGAACACCUCUCUGUGCGCUGUUUUAUGGACUGUAGAUAAUGUAUGGACAUUUUGGGGAAUUUUAGAAGUCUGCAGGCUAUUGUCAAUCAACACCUUUGGUUUUUUUUUCCCAGACUUUCAAGAUUAUGAAAAUGACGAUGAAGACAAAUACAUGAACUGACACUGCAGGGGUGUCCAAACUAGAGCCGGGGGGAAAUUUGCGGCCUACCGUCCAUUUUCUAGAGGCCCGCACAACAUGCUAAAAAUAACCGAAAGAGUAGAGGGGCAGCAUGGAAAGUGGCGGGUUGCGACAUCACUAACAACAAACACGUCUUAUGUCAAGACACAAGGAAAGUGAUGCGCAACGUGACGGCAUUUCCAAAAAAAAUGAAAAUCUGUCAAAAGUGAGCCCUUGGAAAGGCCGCUUUAAUCUGAGCACAAUACAGCCAGAAAUCUGAAGAAAUUGAGCUUUUUGCGUAGGAAAAUGGCCCUUUUGGAGAACACGGUGCCCUAAAAAACUCACUUUAAAUCGCGCCAAUCAAACAUUAUUCUUGCGAAGAGCAAUGUCGGUAGUAGAAUAAGUCAUGUAUUUCAGCCAGCAAUUGUUUUCUCGUAAAUGAAAGAAACUCUUAUGAGGGAUUUUAGAGCUUGAAGUGCAUAUAACAUGUUUCUUAGAAAAAUCCACCAAGAUUGCUGCUCCUUGUUGUGUUGCUACAGUGAUGCCCCAUAACCCAUCUUGCGACGUUUUGGGGGAUAUGAGCCAUCAUUAUUAUAUAUAUAUAUAUAUAUUUGCUUUGACUUGUCAUCAUUUGACAUCAUUAUUAUUAUUAUUAUUAUUAGGGUUUAUUUGUUGUGUUUUUGUUUGUUUGUUUUUUUUGCUUUGGCCUGUCAGCAAAAAUUUGAGAUGUGACCGCUGUAUGGUGGCAGUGAACUCAGCUCCACAACGAGCAGCGAUUUGGUAGAUAAUAAACAAUUCUUCCCAAAAAAGUAGCUUCAAGCUGUUGAAUGCCACUCCCAGUUGAGGCUUACCAUCAAAUUAAAUGUUGUGUUUUAUUUCAAACAACCACAAAGCUGUGCCGUAGUUAAGUGUGUGGAGCUAAGUGUUCACAAACUAUGACAAAAACAUUGCAGUGUUGGACACCUGAAGGCAAAAGGCAUUUGACCACAAGCAUCUCGAUAGACCAUCUGACAAUACUCCGCCGGCAUAUAUUUCUUAUCCUCUGCCUGCGGGUGGCCAAGGCGUGCACAUCAGAAGGUGUAGCGCAGUUUCCCAUGAAACAUGUUAACUUCUUUCGAUGCUAUUGAAUAAUGUCUUAACUGUUUAUUUUUAAAAUAUUUUAUAUUAGUGUAUUUCAUACCAAAAACACUUUAAAAAAAAAGGUCAGCUUUUAGGAAGGCUGGUACGGAUUAAAAGCAUAUCCAUUCAUUUCAACGGGGAAAAAUGAUUUUAGUCUCAAGCGUGUUCAUAUCUCAAGGCUGGAUGUAGAAGCAAAAUGGAGAACAGAAUUUCUCUUUGUAACAUUCUCGUAUUUGGAGAUAAUUCAGUGACCGUGGAAUCCUUGUUUUUGUUGUUUGUUUUUUUUUCCUCCUAUCAUCAGAGGAAAAAGUUUGGACACCCCUGCACAGUUUCAAAAAUGUAGGACUUGGCUGACAAAAAAAGAUUCCGUUUGAACUGAUAAAUCAUCAGAAAUAUAAGUUUGAGAUCAACUUUUUGGUCUAUGGUGUUGGUUUCAGAGGAGGAAGUUUGCUCAUGACCUUAUGGUUUUUUUUAUGUUACCAAACAUUUACUUUACAUUAAAACAGUACGUUUAUUGAUCCUUAGCCGAAGUGUUAGUACCCAAUAUCCGAGCAGAGGCAUGAUUUUGUAUUAGUCUUUUUUGCCUUAGUGUGAACAACAACAGGCCAUUAUUUAAUUACAUUAAUUACUUUGAAGCGCACACAACCUCAGAUAAACACUGUAGCUUUUACUGUUUCACCAUUUUUACACUGACAGCGAGCACACUACUGUGAUGUUCGCUUACCAAUGCAAUAACAUUUCUGACUGAUUGCUUCUUCGACUGUCAUUAGUCGUCAAAUAAAGGUACCGCCCUAGUCAUGUGUAUGAGACGUGAGGCCGAAAUGCCCGAAUGUCUUAAGGGGGGGCGAGGUUGUUUCAAAUUACCGACCAACAUUGCAAAAUAAUGAAUCCAUCGUUUUUGAGGAAGAUCUUGCACUCCGGCUGGAAUUGCAGAAAAUGUGUUACUUGUCUCUGUUCCAUGAGCUCAACGCUUUUACCUUGAGUUUGACCUUCGUAUUAUCAGUUGCACGCUCCUGAAACAUGAUGACUGGAACCUUGCAAGUAUUGACAUUGAAAUAAAGGCAACGUAAUGCACUGCCAAACUGCUGUGCAAAAAGUGUUCCCAGCACAAAGGGAGGUUUGUUCAAUGAUGCCAAAAGUUUCUUACUCAUUUUGUUUUGUAAUAAAGUGUAACAAGCCUUUGGAUAUUCUCAUUCAUCCAGGUUAUUGGACUCUCAAGGCAUUACAUUGGUUGCAACCGGUCUGUUCUGGUGGUCUUAGGUGUUUUGCACAUUGGCUAGAUAGUAAAGCUCUCGCUGAACAGAUGGUGUGGAAAUCCAUCUUCCAGAUAAGUCGAAAUGAGAGGAUAUUUUGCGCGCUAAGUUUAAUUGGGCUUUGGUCAAAGUCCUGUUGCAAUUUAGGUUGACAUAAUUUAACACAACAUAAGAUGUGUUUGUGUUGUUUGGAGUCUUCGUGGCGGUAAUUUUUUGCUUUGGCUGAGACGCUCCUAUUCCACCCAAACGAUGGUUGUUGUUAAGCAGAGGCCUCUCCAAGCCAUCUUAAAAGACUUAAAUGAGGCAGCUUUACUCUUUUACAUCCUAAAAGAGUCAAACCAACCGCAAAUAUUUGGUUUUGCACACGAACACCCAAUCAGGAGCUGCUAUUUCUUUUCACAGCCAUUGUGCACAAAGUGAUGAAUGAAGCCUGCUUGGCUGAAAGGUGAAACCUCUUCUAUGGCAACAAGAACAGUUGCGUUGCGACCGAUCUAAUGCUGUGAGAAAAGCCCAUCAAAUGUAAGUGUUUGCAUUUUUCUGUCAAAAACGACACCAUUACUUCUAGUGUCAGACUAAUUACUGAUUUGCCAUUAGCCGUUUUGCUUUUUAGGCUUCAGAACACCUUUCAAAGUAUUUUCCAUCGCCCCCCGUUCCACAUUGUUGCUCUCCAUUGUGGUAACCAGUUCAUACUUGAAACCAUUCUGGCUUUAACGUGAAACUCAGGUUUUAGUAGCUUCUUAGAGGAUCUUUUACAGUGUUGUUUGUGUUUAUUCUACAUCAUAGAGGAGCUACCAUACAACCCAACUAAAGUAUGUAAAUAUGAAAGGCCUUGUCAUUUAAUGCCCUGCAGCAUCUUGUGUGUACAUAUAAACUUUUUACUCUCCGCUCAAAAAAUGCUUAUGUAUGUUUGAUAUGCAUUCACACAAUUAAACAUUUGCACUUGA